Exophiala viscosa is the source of this 333-nucleotide messenger RNA. RefSeq lists its product as uncharacterized. Bases 1 to 333 code for a protein of 110 amino acids. The record is from RefSeq and is a predicted model, not a curated record. NCBI's taxonomy places the organism in Eukaryota, Fungi, Ascomycota, Eurotiomycetes, Chaetothyriales, Herpotrichiellaceae. The transcript has 2 exons.
AUGCGUAAGGAUACUACUGUAUGUAUAUCAAAAUGGGAAGAGGACGAUCGUGUCACCCAGUUUAUUUUCAAACCAUCUACCACGAGUACGCUAGCGUCCCUCAAAGCGAGACCGUCGAGGAAACAACUUGAAGCUACAGCCAACGAGGAUACCAACGAGGAUGCCAAUGAGGAUACCAACGAGGAUGCCAAUGAGGAUACCAACGAGGAUGCCAAUGAGGAUACCAACGAGGAUGCCAAUGAGGAUACCAACGAGGAUGCCAAUGAGGAUACCAACGAGGAUGCCAACGAGGAUGAGCUCAAUAUGACUCUUUGCGUUGGGGUUUUUGAUUGA